Lachancea lanzarotensis is the source of this 375-nucleotide messenger RNA. RefSeq names its product LALA0S17e00386g1_1. The coding region runs from base 1 to 375 and encodes 124 amino acids. The record is from RefSeq and is a predicted model, not a curated record. The transcript has a single exon. NCBI's taxonomy places the organism in Eukaryota, Fungi, Ascomycota, Saccharomycetes, Saccharomycetales, Saccharomycetaceae.
AUGUCUGAUGAACGGUUUUAUCGCAUGCUAGUGUUGCUCGAGGACGUAGUAGAGGAAGAUGAGAAAAGCACCCAGGAGGACGAAGCUCCAAAAGCUACACAUGAGUUUGUGGAUGAGCUUAUAUUGCCCUUCGAGAUCGAAGAGAUGGAUAAACUUAAUGAGUGGUUCGACAAGUUCGACGCCGAAAUUUGCAUCCCCAAUGAAGGGUUUAUAAAAUACGAGAUCAGUAGCGAUGGGCUGGUCAUGCUGCUGCUAGACAAGUCAAGGGAAGCAGUAGCCAAUCAGGUCCGUGCCUUCGUGCAGCGUACUAAAGCUGAAGGCCCGGAUAACGAAGAUGAAGACGAAGACGAAGACGAAAACGAAAACGAGAAUUAA